AUGCUUGAAUUAAAUGUAGACAAAGAUUUUUUUACACUGAAUAAAAUUUGUAUAGAUUUUGCAAUCGUUAUUCAAAGAAUAAAAUUUAUGUUAAUAGAUAUUAAGUUACGUCGCGCUUUAAAAAGCUCUAUCUUUAGAUUAGAAUCGCAAGCUUUAGAAGCAGGAUGGCAACAAUUCUUUGACUCUCAGGAUUCUGAAGAUGAAAUAGUCAUUUCUAGCGUAUCAAGUUCUUAA
This is a messenger RNA of Funneliformis caledonium, 234 nucleotides long. The record is from the annotation of a GenBank genome assembly. NCBI's taxonomy places the organism in Eukaryota, Fungi, Glomeromycota, Glomeromycetes, Glomerales, Glomeraceae.